Populus nigra (black poplar) is the source of this 1375-nucleotide messenger RNA. RefSeq names its product probable dolichyl-diphosphooligosaccharide--protein glycosyltransferase subunit 3B. NCBI's taxonomy places the organism in Eukaryota, Viridiplantae, Streptophyta, Magnoliopsida, Malpighiales, Salicaceae. The coding region runs from base 50 to 1111 and encodes 353 amino acids. The record is from RefSeq and is a predicted model, not a curated record. Gene Ontology annotation, cellular component: oligosaccharyltransferase complex. The transcript has a single exon.
CGUUGAAGUCUUCCCCUCUCCACCUCGCUCCACUCUCACCCAUUCCAGAAUGGCGAUCUCACCAGCUCUCCUCCUCCCUCUCCUCCUCUUCACAACCUUCCUCUCCGUCUACCUCCACCACUCCACCGCAGACUCCUAUUCUGACUCCGACUCCGACUCCGAGACCUCUGACCUAGUCACCGAACUCCUCUACCUCCGAUCUCAAUCCAAAUCCGGCGUCAUCCACUUAAACGACCACAUAGUCUCCCGUUUCUUAACCUCCACCAAAACCCCUCGCCCUUACUCUCUCCUCAUCUUCUUCGACGCUAAACACCUCCACUCCAAAACCGAACUCCAUCUCCAAGAUCUCUACACAGAAUUCUCCCUCUUAUCCUCCUCCUUCAUCUCCAACAACGAUGCGUCGUCUGCCUCCUCCCUCUUCUUCUGCGACGUCGAAUUCAAAGAAUCCCAGAACUCAUUCGCCCUCUUCGGCGUCAACUCCCUUCCCCACAUCCGUCUUGUGGGGCCCAAUGUCAAGAAUCCGAAGGAUUCAGAGCAGAUGGACCAAGGUGAUUUUUCGCGGAUGGCUGAAUCAAUGGCGGAGUUUGUUGAAUCCAGGACAAAACUGACUGUGGGUCCCAUUAAUCGGCCGCCGAUGUUGUCCACCAAUCAAAUCGCUUUCUUGGGAGUGAUUUUGUUGAUCUGGGCCUUCUUUUUUAUCAAGAAACUUCUCACUAAAGACACUUUCUUGCAUGAUUGGAAAGUUUGGCUGCUCGGCGCAGUGUUUGUUUACUUUUUCAGUGUUUCUGGUGCUAUGUUUAAUAUAAUUAGGAAAAUGCCGAUGUUUUUGGUAGAUAGGAAUGACCCGAAUAAGCUGGUGUUUUUCUAUCAAGGGUCUGGAAUGCAGUUAGGAGCAGAAGGUUUUGCGGUCGGGUUUUUGUAUACGAUUGUUGGCUUGUUGUUGGGUGUUGUUACUCAUGUUCUUGUGAGAGUGAAGAAUAGGACGGCGCAGCGGUUUGUUAUGGGUGUUUCGUUGGUUAUUUCGUUUUGGGCUGUUAGGAAGGUUGUUCAUUUGGAUAAUUGGAAGACUGGUUAUGGUGUUCAUGCGUUUUGGCCUACAAGUUGGAGUUGAAGAAGUUGUUUUGAGUUUGGAGGGUAAGAGGUUAUGAACAUUUUGCUGCUUUUGUUGAAGUAAGCUGGUAUAAGAAUCUGAUUUAUUAGUGUACCCUUACAAGAAUAUGAGUACUGAUUAAUGCUUGUUUUUACGCAAUGUAGCUGUUUGUUAAAGGAUUUUGUUUAGGGCGAUUGGAAUUUUAAUGAGUUUACCCUUAAAAUGAUUCUGAUAUGCUUAGAACUGAACUUGAAAUUACAAUAUAAGUGGCAUGAAAUUCCAGGA